AUGGGUGUGACGGGUGCAAUACUGGACGCGAACCGGUUUCAUCAUCCGCAUCCUCCUCACACAACUUACACUGAGACUAUCGUAGCACUAAAACAACUUCCUGGGAAGCGGUGGAGAAGCCAGCCGAGAAAGAGCUCGUCUAUCUCUCGUGAGACAGACAUCAUAGAUCCUCAACGGACUUCGUCUUUUAUCAAUAUAUCUUCACCCCACCCCUCAGAGUCUCCUGUCCCAGGACCUCUGAACUUUAGCACCACCUCGGGUAGCUCAAGUUCUUUGAACAACAUUUCAACGUUCGACUUCACGUCGUUCAACACGGAUCACCAUCAGCAAACAUGGCUCCCUACACCCCCGCCCCCGCAGCCUACGGCUCAGAAUCUGAAUUCCAACAACGACAACAGUGCCAACUCCCUACAGGAGGACUUUGUGCUAUAUCCCUCCCAGCAUCCCAGGGACUCUCGUGCGCCAGCACCCUUGAGUACAACCCCUAGAUAUCCUGCCUAUCAUCCAUCUCUGGUCCGUCUUGGGCACCUUUCUCGACGACACACUCUCAGUUUGCAGCAGCAACUUCAGCAGCAGCAGCUCUCAGCCUCGCCAGUACAGGUUCCCCGCUUGACCAGAUUUGCUUCGCAGUCUACCGGGUUCCCUCUGUCUUCGUCUCAUCGGUUUAGUCCCUCCACUAGGAAGCACCUCUUGCGUCUUCACGCAGCGUCCGUUGCUUCGAACUCUCCACCUGCAGUUCUGAAUUCUGCGUAUCCCAAUCGCCCGCCCGUUCCCCUAUUCAACAGUCCCGCCAACUCCACCUAUCAGAAACGCCAACAAAUCCCGAUAAAUCACCGUCGUAUAAUGUCUACUCCCAACAUUGCUCAAGAUCUCCCCGAUCUCUUCGAUCUUCACGCUGAUCGCUUCGGGGACGAUUUGAUUCCCACUACGGAGUCCACUAUGCUCUCCCCUCAGCAGAUGACCGCCGGCGUCAUGGCAGGUCCCGAUUCUCUGGCAGAUCUGCCAUCUGGCACGAUCUCUCCCAAGGAUCUGUUCAUGGAUGCCUCUGCUCCUCCAUCGGCCUCUUUCACUGAUUUGAGCACUCCCUCAUUCGAGUCCCCAGGGUACUUCAGCCAAGACACUUCCCCCAUGUUCGCUACGGACAUCGAACUAGGCCCUGGCGUUGAGGAGUGGGGUUCUCUUUUCCCCUCCCAGGACGAUUUCUCCUUGGGUCUUGACACCACUACCCUUGACAUUGCUGCGGCUCUAUCGCAGCCCAAGGCCAAGGCUGAUGUCACCCCAGCAUCUCCUAUGAUCCGUACCACAUCGUCCCGUGCUACAUCUCCCUCCACUCGCUCAGUCACCAAGCCCUCUACUGUGGCUGGUGUGAACGCGCGUCAAAGGAAGCCUCUGCCUCCGAUCAAGUUUGAUUCUCAUGACCCAGUGGCCAUGAAGCGUGCUCGCAAUACCGAGGCGGCUCGUAAGUCUCGCGCCCGUAAGCUUGAGCGUCAGGAAGAGAUGCAGCGCCGGAUUGAUGAGUUGGAGAAGUCGCUCGAAGAGGCUCAACGUCGUGAGCAAUACUGGAAGGCCCUUGCUCAGAACAAGGCCUAA
Molecule: messenger RNA, 1590 nt
Organism: Aspergillus caelatus
Lineage: Eukaryota; Fungi; Ascomycota; Eurotiomycetes; Eurotiales; Aspergillaceae
Gene: cpcA
Product: amino acid starvation-responsive transcription factor GCN4
Exons: 3
Coding region: 1-1590 (529 amino acids)
Biological process (GO): positive regulation of cellular response to amino acid starvation
Cellular component (GO): transcription regulator complex
Molecular function (GO): DNA-binding transcription factor activity, RNA polymerase II-specific; RNA polymerase II cis-regulatory region sequence-specific DNA binding
Source: RefSeq, a predicted model, not a curated record